Zootoca vivipara (common lizard) is the source of this 4511-nucleotide messenger RNA. RefSeq names its product Meis homeobox 3 (gene MEIS3). Lineage: Eukaryota; Metazoa; Chordata; Lepidosauria; Squamata; Lacertidae. Gene Ontology annotation, biological process: regulation of DNA-templated transcription. The record is from RefSeq and is a predicted model, not a curated record. Gene Ontology annotation, molecular function: DNA binding.
GAGGGAGAGAACCAGAGCGCACUGAGAGAGAGCAUCUUUCUUUCUCUCUCUCUUUCUUUCUCUCUCUCUCUCCCCUCCUCCUCCUCUUCUUUCCACAUAUACAGAGAAGGAAGCAAAACAGCCUCCAAAGAAGCAGAGACAGGCAACGAAAGGAAACCGCAGGCAACCUAUUUGAUUGAUUUUUUUUAAAAAAAGAGAUAUAUCUAUAGAUAGAUAGAUAUAUAAAAAUAGCCAUCGUUUUUUUCUUUAGAAUCCAAACUCCCAGCCAGAAGAGAGAGCGAGAGGGCGCCUCGUCAAUUUCAUCCUCUCGUUUCCCUCCUCGCCAGAUCCACUGCUGCUUUAAGAGGAGGGGAAACUGACAAGCCCAUAUUUUCUCUCUGUGUGUCCCCCCCUCCCCGCCCCAGCUUCUCUGUUUGCUGAGCAGAGGGGGCCGGGGUGUGUUGUGGGAGCUGAAUCCUCCUUGGUGGAGAUGCUGGGUGGGGGGGCUUUUUGGAACCUCUGAGCCCCCCCACACCUCCCUUCUUGCACCCACUCUCCUCCUCCUCCUCUGUUUCUUCUUCUUCUCUCUCUGUCUCUCUCUCUCCACCCCCCCCCCACCCGGUUUUCCUUUUCAUUCCUGGCUUCUUGCUUUGAUAGGAUUGAAGCCACAACCAUUUAAAAGGGGAGAGGGAGGAGAAAGGAGCGGGGGGGGGAGAGAGAGAGAGAAGAGAGAGUCGAUGUCCAUCUUUUAAAGGAGGGGAGAAGGAGAAGGAGAGGGGAGGAAGAAAAAAGAAAAGACCGGGGGGAGAGAGAAAGGAGUGUUUUGGAGAAGGGGUGGCGGUGUUUGAUCAUCACACACACCCCUUCUCUCUCUCUUUCUCUCUCCCUCUCUCCUCCCCCCCUUCCAAUUUCAAACUACCACCGGGUUGUUGAUAUUUUUUUUCCCCUACAAGGACCAUCAGUCACUUGAAGUCUGACACCUCUCAGCACUUGAUGGGCAGCUACGACAGCCAAAAGGCAGAAGAAAGGGUCUACUUGGGAGAAAGAAGAUACCCACAAGCAAGGAAAUAAGGAACUCUAGCCUCCCCCCCCCAUGCAAACACAUCCACGCAUAUCUGUCACCCCGGCAUUUCACUAGCAAGCUGGUUUAGGUUUGUUUUCUAUAUCUGUACGUGUGUGUGUGUAAAAGGUUAGCUUUUUUUCCCCUCUCUCUUUUUUGGGGGGCUAUUUUCAAAAAAUUAUUCUUGCUGCUGAGCGAUCCACAGAGAAACCGGCCGUCCCUUAAAGGAAAAUAGGUUGUUUCCUCCCCCACCAAAACAAAACAAAACAAAAACCCCUACCCAAGGCAACAAAAGCCAAACUGUUUGAAACAGUUUCCAUCUCUCACUUGGUUGAUCUUCUUGGAGCGAUGGGGUCAGAGAGGGGGCCAAAAUGAAAGGUCUCCUCUUUGAAAAGGACUGAAGUUUCUCUGGCCCCCUCAGAGCCGCCUCCCCCCAAGGGGGAGAAGCAAGACGGAAAGAAAGCCCGAGAGAACAAACUUCCGAGCGUCUGAUGGCACAAAGGUACGAUGACUUGGUACAUUACGCCGGAAUGGACGGGGUCUCUCUGCCGGGCUUCGGAGACCCACACACGGGCCGGGGUCUGCAACACCACGCUCUGAACCAGGGGGGCCCUUACGGAUCCGCCGGAGUGAACCACCGGCCCGGCUUGCCCCCGGGGCUGGGCACCAACGACGCCUUGAAGAGAGAGAAGGAUGAGAUUUAUGGGCAUCCCUUAUUCCCGCUGCUGGCCCUGGUCUUUGAAAAAUGUGAGCUGGCAACCUGUUCUCCCAGGGACACUUCUGGUUCGUAUCCGGGAGGAGACGUCUGCUCGUCGGAUUCCUUCAACGAAGACAUCGCCGUCUUUGCCAAACAGGUUAGGACAGAAAAACCUUUAUUUUCUUCCAAUCCUGAGCUGGAUAACUUGAUGAUCCAAGCUAUUCAAGUUCUGAGAUUCCACCUUCUGGAAUUAGAAAAGGUACAUGACCUCUGUGACAAUUUCUGCCACCGCUACAUCACUUGCCUCAAGGGGAAGAUGCCCAUCGACUUGGUCAUCGACGACAGAGACGGGGGCUCAAAAUCCGACCUUGAAGAUUUUGGCGGCUCCUGCGCCAGCCUCUCUGAUCAGAACAACUCUUGGAUCCGGGACCACGAUGAGACGGGAUCCACGCACUCGGGAACGCCGGGACCUUCCAGUGGUGGGAUCGCAUCGCAGAGCGGUGAUAACUCCAGCGAACAAGGGGACUGUCUAGACAACAGUGUGGCCUCCCCCAGCACGGGAGAUGAUGACGACUUAGACCGAGACAAAAAACGGAACAAGAAAAGAGGGAUCUUCCCCAAAGUGGCCACAAACAUUAUGCGUGCGUGGCUAUUCCAACACUUGUCGCACCCCUAUCCCUCAGAAGAACAGAAGAAGCAGCUAGCUCAGGACACGGGAUUGACCAUAUUGCAAGUCAAUAACUGGUUUAUUAAUGCCAGGCGGCGCAUAGUUCAACCAAUGAUCGAUCAAUCAAAUCGCACAGCAGGUCAAGGGGCACCAUACAGCCCUGAUGGGCAGCCAAUGGGAGGCUACGUCAUGGAUGGGCAGCAGCAUAUGACGAUCCGCCCCCCAGGACCAAUGGGGAUGGCAAUGGGCAUGGAGGGUCAAUGGCACUACAUGUAAAGCCCUGAACCCGCUGACAACACGAGAUGGGGAAGUUUCCAGACUAGGCUAUGUGCUGGGCAACAUGAACCCUAGCAGGUUUUACGGGCACCAGACUCCCGGCACAUCAGGACCUACUGAGGCCCGCAACUCCUGGCUUCCCCUGCGCUCCGUGAGAAUGUGCCACAGACCGUUCUCCCUCUCCCCCUCCAGCCACGAUGCACGGCCACUGUCCGCACGGCAACACCCGACCAGAGGAAGCGAAACACCCCCAGCACACCCAAACCCCCACUUGGGACGGGCCAAACACGGACAGCGCCCCCUCCCCGCCCUCCUUCUUCCUGCCCUUCCGCCAGUUCCUUCUCUCCCUCACUCCUUUUGCCAAAUAAAGAAGGACCAUUCCGACAACCUGUAGCCAAAAUGACAAGGCUCCAAAUUAUCCUGCGGGCCCCGCGUCUGCCGGGGUUGAGGAGCCAGACCAAGCUGGACUUUGAUGGAAAGAGGUCCCCCAUUCCCGGCGUUUAAAGAAAGAACAAGAAAGAACAAGGGAGAGGUGGAGAACGCCAUCCGUCUUUCAACAAAGAUGCGGAGAGGGGGGAAGGCCGAGGUAUUAACUUUUUCAUUGCUUGGGGGUCUUAUCCAUCAUUUUUCUUGCCAUGCGCAUACCUCACGCCCCCUUGCCCCCCGCCAACGCUUCAGACACGGUGGUCUCUUCACGGACUUCUUUUCCAAACAAGAGAAUGUUCCAAGGAGGGUUGGUUUUGUUUCGUUUUCCAAAACCUUUCCUUUUUCUUCUUUCUUUCUUUCCCCUCCCCCACCUUCCUUCCUUCUGGAUGUUUUAAUUAUUAAUUAAUUAUUGGUGUCGAUGCUCAGAAUGGGGAAGUAAAUUAAAUUGUACAUUUUAUUUUCCUUUUCCUUUUUUCUAGGGUUCUUGUUUUUAACGUGCUUUUUUCGUUUGUUUUGUUUAUUUUUUAAAACUGAGAAAUAAUUCAAGAAAAAGAGAAAAGAAAAAAAACCCAAAACGAAUUACAUCUGUGGCCUGGUGUCGUUUGUUCUCGCCCGGGUUGGUUUGUUGCUGUUCUGAGUUACCGAGAAAAAAAUGACGUUCGCCUCCUCCUUGCUUUAUAAGAAAUGGCUGGUGGGAUGGGGCGGGGGGAGGAAUAAUCCUUAAAGCUGCCAUUUCUGGGCGGGCUGAAUUUAAGGAUCCUGAAUGUGCUAAUGUCUAAGGGUGUGUCUACACAAAUAGAUUUUUAAUCCAGAUUAACUGUUUGGACUCAUCUGAAUCUCCGGGCAUUGGGGUCAAGCCCCACAUUGGGCAAAAGAUUCCUGCAUUGCAGGCGGUUGGACAAGGUGACCCUCUCUUGUUCCUUCCAACUCUACAAUUCUAUGAUUUUAUCCUCCUAGGAAAACUGAAAAUUAGAGUUCUCUGAAAGGUCUGGAUGAGUCUUGUGCCAUCUCCAACCUAUAAACCGAUGCCAAUGCCAAUUUUAUACAAAUUUAACUGUCAUGGUUUCCUCCAAAGGAUCCUGGGAGUUGUUGUUUGACAUGGUGGAAGUAAGACCAGAAACUGCUGUCUAUGUUCAGACCAAAUAGAAUCAAGCUGUGUUGUGUCCCGUUAGUUGGUUCCAGCCCAGCCAUUUCAUACCUCAACCUGAUCUUUUGAUUCCUAUGUUGGACGACUGCUGGGACAUCUAGAAUUUUAAGGGGGUGUCAUAGGCCCCACCAAUGAGGGUGCUUUUCUCCCCACCUUCCCCUGGUCAGUCACUUCCCCGCUCCCUCCCAAUCACAGACAGAAAAAGCACGCAUUGUCUUUCUUUCCACAGGGUUGGGCGGAAAGUCAGAUCCACACAAAA